UGCGUGCGUGCGUGCGUGCGUGCGUGCGUGCGUGCGUGCGUGCGUGCGUGCGUGCGUGCGUGCGUGCGUGCGUGUGUGUGUGUGCAACGGAGAUCAGGACCCUGGGGUUUGUCACUCCCCCAGUAUUUUCUGACUCCAAACCCUCUCAGUUACACGUGAUAGAAUGUGUGCGUGUGUGUGUGUGUGCGUGUGUGCGCGCGGGCGCGGGCGCAACGGAGAUUACAUUUUAUUGUUUUAUAAAAAUUAAGAGGGAUAUUUUCUUUUUCUGUAACAGCAUUCUCGAUGAUGCUGUCAAUGAAGUUUUAUUUUUAUUUAGAUCAUCAUAUACCUCCCAAUUUCCCGUUACUCGACGACAGUGAGCGAUGUAGUGCCCAAUGUCAUUUUUAUUAGUGCCACCAAUGUACUCUAUUGCUGCCACUAGUUUGUAUGUGGAAUUGCAAUACUGUAUGUCUAACGGUAUCUCAGAUAGGGUAAGCGUACCUGACCAAUCGCUAUAUCCGAGCUUGCUAGCAAGAUCACUCCACUGAAGACAUUCAAGGUCUAUAAAGAGAUGAGGCCCUGUAACAAAAUUUGUAAUUAAAUUUUCAUUGGCACAUCUCUUACAUUUUUUGUUUGUUUCUUCGAUCCGUUGAUUAACAGCUAUUUGCAAACCGCGUAUACUGUUUUCAUAUAUUGGUUUAGGAUUUAUUUCUAAUACCUUUAUGUUUUUAUUAUCCGUCCAUUUACACGUUGAGCAUUCUUGAGACACGUUAUAUGAGAACGAAUUUUCUAUUAACCCUCAUCCUCUGUAGGGCAAAAAUGACCCUCUUUUUUAUAGUUUUUAUGACAUAUCUCGCUUAAAAUUGAAAGAACGAAUCUGAAAUUCAAAUUCGCGCGUUUUUUUAUUGCCAUAAGUCAGUUUUGCACUUUGUUGAUUGAAUAUGGCAACAUGAUCAUGACCAACUAUGCAGUACCCUUAAUCCUCUGUUGAGGAUCAUAUUUGCCCUCUAUGACUGAUACGCAUUGGACAUUAUUAUUGCAAGUUUUUUCAUUACGGCUUGCUCUUUUGUGUGUUUUCUGUUUAAUGUGUAUACACGGAGACCUUAACACCUUGAAGUUAGCGCGCGAGUUUACGUAUACGCUCCGAUAUUCGUGCAACUUCACGUGAUAAGGCAUUAGUGCUCCCGUGUGUACAUUUGAUGAUUUGUUUUGUUAUUUCUGUGUGAAUUGUGGCUUGCGUGAAAAUAAUGCCGAAACGUAAACUAAGUACUGUGCGAAUAGAAAAAGAAGCUGCUCUUGAAGUAGAAAGUGAAGACAAAGAUUUUGAAGAAGACGAAGAUAAUUACGAACCGACGACGGAGGAAAUAGCUGCAGCUGAUGCCGAAAAUUAUGAUUCGGAUAGCGGUGAAAGUAUAGAAUAUUUGUCACAAGAAUUACAAGAAAAUGUUGCUCUCGACCGCUUUAUUUUGUAUAAGUCGAAAGAUGGAAAAAUUACAUUCAGUACGGAAGCGGCAGAAUUGCCAAGAAAUCGUCGCUACAAUAUUAUAAAUUCAACGCCAGGUCCAACUGUGUUUGCUACGAGUCGUUGCACCGAUAUUUUGUCAUCUUUUUUGCUAUUUCUUGAACCGAUCGAGAAUGAAAUCUUGAAAAUGACUAAUUUAUAUGGCAUCCAGACUUAUAAAAACGAUUGGGAAGAACUUGAGCUCUCCGAAUUACGUGCUUACUUUGGUCUUCUUUUGUUUGGUGGUGUAUUUCGUUCAUAUGGAGAAGAAAUUGGUAGACCAAUAUUUCGAGCCACAAUGUCACGUGAUCGGUUCCAAAAAAUAACACGUUGCAUUCGUUUCGAUAAUCGUGCGGAUCGAGCAGAACGAAGAGUCCGAGAUAAACUCGCUCCGAUACGAAAUGUCUAUGAGAAGUGGAACAAAAAUUUAUCUCGCUUAUAUAAUCCUGGUGAAAAUAUCACGGUUGAUGAACAGCUUGUGCCAUUUAGGGGCCGUUGCCCAUUCAAACAAUACAUUCCGAGCAAGCCAGCUCGCUAUGGAUUGAAAAUUUGGGCUGUUUGUGAUAGUCAAAAUGCGUACACGUGGAAUACACAAGUAUACACAGGAAAAGCACCAAACACACGUCCAGAAAUAAAUCAAGGCAAACGCGUCGUUUUGGAACUCACCGAUGGUCUCCAGGGACGAAUGGUCGUUGCCGAUAAUUUUUUUACGUCACACGAUCUGGCAGUCGAAUUGCUUAAGCGUGGAUUAACUUUCUUGGGUACAGUUCGCAAGAAUAAACCAUUUGUGCCACCGAAAUUGUUGGACAUGAAGAAGAAGCCAUCAACGUAUCCAGAGUUCUUGUUCGACAAUAAAAAUAAGAUUAGUAUAGUAUCGUAUGUACCCAAGAAAAAUCGAUUUGUUCUUCUCAUGAGUUCGGCACACAUGAGCCGUAAUGUAAGCGCUAAUGCAGAGCGAAAACCAAUUAUGAUUCUUGAUUACAACAAAUACAAAGGUGGUGUUGAUCAGGCAGACCAAAUGAUCGCAACAUAUACCUGCAAGCGAAAAAUAAAUCGUUGGCCUGCUGCUCUUUUUGGUUAUAUUUUAGACACAUCCGCAUUGAACAUUGUACCAUAAAUCCGCAAUGGAAUGCGAACAAAUUGUUCAAGCGCCGCUUAUUUUUGAAAGAGCUAGGAAACGCGUUAGUGCGUACACAUGUGCUACAACGAAAAACGAUGCCGCGUGGAGAAAAUGCAACCAAAUUAUUUCUAAAAAUGCGGGAACUGCCACGAUCUACAUCCACAUCUACUGUAUCGACUGAAAUUCAUUCUCCGCAACCAACAAAAAUUUUGAAAAAAAAUGGAAGAGCUCGUUGCGGGUAUUGCCCAUAUAAUAAAAGCGGAACAAAAUAUGCGAAUUUUUGCGGUAAAUAUGGCAAAGCGAUGUGUCCAGCGCAUUCUAUGCCUCAAAGGUUUUGUUAUUUAUGUGUCCCAAAAGAAACUAAUUAGUUGCCAAAAAAUAUUUAUGGCUUUUUUUCAUUAUUUACUGUAAUUCUUACGAAAAUACAAAAAUAUUAUUUGCUAUAAAUACGUAUAAAAUUUAUUUUUCCUUGCUUUAAAUAAACAUAAAUGUCUUUGCUGAGUGUCAAAAGAUUAUGCCGAUAAAACUAUAUCAUUAGAAUUUUUAAAAUUAAUAAAUAAAAAUAAUCCUGUAGUGCAUAUAGAUGUAGGGCAAAUUUGACCCUCAACAUAAAAUUAAGGGGUACUAAACCAACAGAGUAUGAGGGUUAAAUACUUGUCUAUUAAUUGACUGACGUUAUAUGCACAAUCCAUCGUCCCACUAGUUGAUUGAAAUAUUUUAUUAAUGCUCUUUCCUUGUAUACUUUUUGCAAUGUACCAAAUGUAGAUAUCAUUUUAAUAAAGUCUGUUAUAAUGUU
Molecule: messenger RNA, 3396 nt
Organism: Solenopsis invicta (red fire ant)
Lineage: Eukaryota; Metazoa; Arthropoda; Insecta; Hymenoptera; Formicidae
Product: piggyBac transposable element-derived protein 4-like
Exons: 3
Coding region: 1227-2597 (456 amino acids)
Source: RefSeq, a predicted model, not a curated record